CAUUGCAUUUUUUCCCAUAAAAUUCUCGCAUUUGUAAAACGAAAGUGAAUCAGAAAAGUCGUAAAAUGUUCAGAUUUCUAAUAAAUGUUAUCUCCCGUACAAAAUUGUGUUUAUUCUUGGCAGUGUUCUUGAAUUUAUGCAUUUUAAAUUAUUACGCUGAUGCGCAAACAACACAGAAUAUAAAUGUUUUGUUCGUCAACGAAGUCGGUAAUGAUAUGGCGCAGGUGGCUGUAGAUGUUGCAUUGAACUACAUUAGGAAGAAUCCUAGCCUUGGUCUUUCAGUGGAAUUAAUGUCCGUUGAGGGAAACCGCACAGAUAGCAAAGGAUUUUUAGAAUCAAUUUGUUCGAAAUAUUCAGAGGCAUUAAGUAUGAACACGCCACCUCAUGUUAUUUUUGAUACAACAUUGACGGGUGCAUCAUCGGAGACAGUGAAAUCAAUCAGCGCUGCUCUAGGAAUUCCAACUGUAUCAGCUUCUUUUGGACAAGAAGGCGAUUUGAGACAAUGGCGGUCUCUAUCGGUGACUAAAAGUAAUUAUCUAUUACAGGUGAUGCCUCCUGCCGACUUGAUACCUGAGGUUAUACGAUCGAUUAUUAUCUAUAAUAAUAUAACAAAUGCUGCUAUUCUCUAUGAUGAGUCAUUUGUAAUGGAUCACAAAUAUAAAGCUUUGUUGCAAAACAUUCCUACGAGACAUGUGAUAACACCAAUCGAAGCGGAUAGAGAUCGAUCUGAACAGAUUGAAAAAUUGCGGAAUCUUGAUAUAAACAAUUUUUUCAUAUUGGGUUCUUUUGCAUCGAUCAAAAACGUACUAGAUUCAACUAAGCGAGAUUUUUUUGAAAGAAAUUUCGCGUGGCAUGCCAUAACUCAACAUCAAGGGGAACUUUCGAGUAAUGUUGAUAAUGCUACGGUCAUGUUACUUCGGCCUGUUUCAGACAGUAAGAGUAAAGAUCGUUUGGGUAUUAUAAGGACCACGUAUAACAUGAAACAAGAGCCACAAAUAACAACCGUGUUUUAUUUCGAUCUGGCACUGCGUACAUUUUUGGCCAUUAAGAAUAUUCUUCAAGUUGGAGCCUGGCCGCCUAAUAUGAAAUAUUUGACGUGUGAUGAAUACGAUGGUACCAAUACGUUAAACCAUACAAUUGAUCUCAAAUCAGCUUUCGUAGAAGUAACAGAGCCAACAACAUACGGUCCUUUUGUAUUCCCAAAAGGAAAAACUCCUUUUAACGGACAUAGUUUCAUAAAGUUUGAAAUGGAUAUUAGUGCGGUUACAAUUCGGGGGGGUGCUUCGGUCAGUACGAAAAAAUUAGGCAAAUGGGAGACUGGUCUGGACAGUCCAUUGCAUGUCCUGAAUGAAGAUGAUAUGAAAAAUCUAACAGCCGAUAUUGUUUAUCGUGUUUAUACUGUUGUUCAAGAACCGUUCAUCAUUCGGGAUCCCAGCUCACCUAGAGGAUUCAAAGGAUACUGCAUCGAUUUGUUGGAUGAGAUUGCGAAAAUAGUAAAAUUUGAUUAUGAAAUAAAGGAGGUGGAAGAUGGAAAGUUUGGAAACAUGAAUGACAAAGGCGAAUGGAAUGGAAUUGUGCGCAAACUGAUUGACAAACAAGCAGACAUUGGAUUAGGAUCUAUGUCGGUAAUGGCUGAACGAGAAACCGUUAUCGAUUUCACUGUACCAUACUAUGAUCUCGUGGGGAUUUCGAUUAUGAUGCUGUUACCUAGUACACCAAGCUCUCUGUUCAAGUUUCUGACAGUGCUGGAAACAAAUGUGUGGUUGUGCAUUCUGGCUGCAUAUUUUUUCACGAGUUUUCUUAUGUGGGUUUUCGACCGAUAUAGUCCAUACAGCUACCAAAAUAAUCGUGAAAAGUAUAAAAAUGAUGAUGAGAAACGGGAAUUUAACAUAAAGGAAUGUCUUUGGUUCUGCAUGACCUCUUUGACGCCCCAAGGAGGUGGAGAAGCUCCCAAAAAUUUAUCUGGCAGAUUGGUGGCAGCUACAUGGUGGUUGUUUGGGUUUAUUAUAAUCGCAUCUUACACUGCUAAUUUAGCUGCAUUCCUAACUGUUUCUCGACUGGAUACACCUGUAGAAUCGUUGGACGACUUGUCAAAACAAUACAAAACUCUUUAUGCACCACUGAAUGGAUCAUCAGCGAUGACAUAUUUCCAGCGAAUGGCUGAUAUAGAAGCACGAUUCUAUGAAAUCUGGAAAGAAAUGUCGUUAAACGAUUCAUUAACGCCAGUAGAACGUUCAAAGUUAGCUGUGUGGGAUUAUCCAGUGAGCGAUAAAUAUACGAAAAUGUGGCAGGCGAUGCAGGAAGCCGGACUGCCGAACAGCUUGGAUGAAGCCGUUGAACGGAUCAGGAAUUCUACAUCGGCAUCUGGUUUUGCGUUUCUUGGUGAUGCUACCGAUAUCAGAUAUAAAGUGCUUACUAGCUGUGAUUUACAAAUGGUCGGAGAAGAGUUUUCGCGGAAGCCAUACGCCAUCGCCGUACAACAGGGAUCUCCCCUUAAAGAUCAAUUUAAUAACGCAAUUUUAAUGUUGCUGAAUAAACGUCAGCUUGAGAAAUUGAAGGAGCAAUGGUGGAAAAACGAUGAUGUCCAGAGCAAAUGCGAGAAGCCAGAUGAUCAAUCUGAUGGUAUAUCAAUUCAAAAUAUUGGAGGCGUUUUUAUUGUCAUAUUUGUUGGCAUCGGAAUGGCAUGUAUUACACUUAUUUUCGAAUUUUGGUACUACAAAUAUCGCAGGAAUGUCAACAACAUAAUUGAUGUGGCUGGAAUAACGGAAGAUAAAAAUGUACAAAAAAUAGGAAAUUUCAGACUAUCAAAUGAUGAUAGGCCCGACAAAGUCCAAAAACCACAAGCACUUCGAACAAGAUUACAAACAUUGGACACAAAUAAUUUUAAAUCGCGUUUUUAAACCAGUGUGAUUCCAAAAGAAUACAUUAAUAUAACAGUUAUUGUUGGGUAAUAAAG
Messenger RNA from Toxorhynchites rutilus septentrionalis, 2956 nucleotides. RefSeq names its product ionotropic receptor 25a (gene Ir25a). The coding region runs from base 66 to 2900 and encodes 944 amino acids. The transcript is spliced from 10 exons. Gene Ontology annotation, cellular component: plasma membrane; postsynaptic membrane. The record is from RefSeq and is a predicted model, not a curated record. Gene Ontology annotation, biological process: synaptic transmission, glutamatergic; modulation of chemical synaptic transmission; monoatomic ion transport. NCBI's taxonomy places the organism in Eukaryota, Metazoa, Arthropoda, Insecta, Diptera, Culicidae. Gene Ontology annotation, molecular function: glutamate-gated receptor activity; transmitter-gated monoatomic ion channel activity involved in regulation of postsynaptic membrane potential.